AUGGAAAUACAGUGGCACUUAAAGGAACUCAAAACAUUUCCACCAAUAAUGUGGAAACAAAACCUACUGCCGCUUAGAAGAAGCUGCCGUUGCCUAAAAAAAAAAAUCUACUGCAGCUUAGAAGAAGCUGCCGUUGCUAAAGAAGAAGCUACUGCCGCUCAGAAGAAGCUGCCGUUGCCUAAAAGAAGAAGCUACUGCCGCUCAGAAGAAGCUGCCGUUGCCUAA
Molecule: messenger RNA, 225 nt
Organism: Clunio marinus
Lineage: Eukaryota; Metazoa; Arthropoda; Insecta; Diptera; Chironomidae
Source: the annotation of a GenBank genome assembly